CCCGCCUCUGCCGCUCGCCCCGAGCCAAUGGGAAGGCUCCAUACUGCAGGGUGUGACGGGGCCGGCGCCGCAGAGGAGUUGCAAGUCGGCGAAAGCGGCGGGAAGUUCGUACAGUGCAGAAGGCAACGCGUCUACGGCUCGGGUGAAGAUGCCUCGAGUAAAAGUGGCUCAGGCUGGAAGACAGGGCCCCACAAAGAGACAACUUGCCGAACACUUUGCAGCUGGGGAGAUCAUCACUGACAUGACGAAGAAGGAGUGGAAACUAGGAUCCCCCAUCGGCCAGGGCGGCUUUGGUUGUAUAUAUCUUGCUGAUCUGAAUUCUUCGAGAUCUGUGGGCAGUGAUGCACCCUGUGUUGUAAAAGUGGAGCCCAGUGACAACGGACCCCUCUUUACUGAACUGAAGUUCUACCAGCGAGCUGCCAAACCAGAGCAAAUUCAGAAGUGGAUUCGUACCCAUAAACUGAAGUACCUGGGUGUUCCUAAGUACUGGGGGUCUGGUCUACAUGAUAAAAAUGGAAAGAGUUACAGGUUUAUGAUAAUGGAUCGCUUUGGGAGUGACCUUCAGAAAAUAUACGAAGCAAAUGCCAAAAGGUUUUCUCGGAAAACUGUCUUGCAGCUGAGCUUAAGAAUUCUGGAUAUUCUGGAGUACAUUCACGAGCACGAGUAUGUACACGGAGACAUCAAGGCCUCAAACCUUCUUCUGAGCUACAAGAAUCCUGACCAGGUGUACUUGGUAGAUUAUGGCCUUGCUUACCGGUAUUGCCCGGAAGGAAUUCACAAAGAAUACAAAGAAGACCCCAAAAGAUGUCACGAUGGCACGAUUGAAUUCACCAGCAUCGAUGCGCACAACGGCGUGGCCCCAUCAAGACGUGGUGAUUUGGAAAUACUGGGUUAUUGCAUGAUCCAGUGGCUUAGUGGCCAUCUUCCUUGGGAGGAUAAUUUGAAAGAUCCUAACUAUGUUAGAGAUUCCAAAAUUAGAUACCGAGAAAAUAUUGCAGGUUUGAUGGACAAAUGUUUUCCUGAGAAAAAUAAGCCAGAUGAAAUUGCUAAAUACAUGGAAACAGUGAAAUUACUGGACUACGCCGAGAAACCUCUUUAUCAGAACUUGCGAGACACUCUUCUGCAAGGACUGAGAGCCAUAGGCAGCAAGGACGAUGGCAAGCUGGACCUCAGCCUUGUGGAGAACGGAGGCCUGAGAGCAAAAACAGUAACAAAGAAGCGAAAGAAAGGAAUCGAGAGCACAGAAUCCAGUGUUGAAGAUAUGGAAUGCUCAGAUACACAAACAGAAGAGGCCACACAAACCCGAGGUGAGGAGCCCCGAGGAGCCGUGCGUGGAAGCCUGUCUCAGCCAGAGACUAGCAGCAGCCAUGACAGUUCGAAAGCCAGGAAGAGAGUCCAGAAGUAAAUCACAUGCUGUCAGCUGAUUUUUCUUUUCUUCCUUUCGUUUGGCUUUCUCCUCUUUUUCUAUUUUCAACGUUUCAUUUUCAUGGGAGUCUUUUAGGGUAGGGCUAACCAUGAAGUACCUAUGUCUUUGAAAAAUAUGAACUUUUUUAUUAAAUACUUUGUACAAUUUAUUAAAGGCCAAUUUAUAAAAUUUAAAAUCUUUAGGUUAUACUCUUGGAGCUACCCCAGGCUGUGUGUGUUUGAGGUUCUGGAGUAGAGAGGAGCAAAACUACCACGCUGUGUACUUUUCAAAUCAUUGUACGUUGCCCAGAGUGUGUAAGUGUGCUUAGACAAAGUCCUUACCUUGAAGGAAGUAACAGCCUUAAAAUAAAAGUCUCUUUGCGUGAUAACAAAUACACCAUUUGUCGUGGCCGUAA
Felis catus (domestic cat) is the source of this 1820-nucleotide messenger RNA. RefSeq names its product VRK serine/threonine kinase 1 (gene VRK1). NCBI's taxonomy places the organism in Eukaryota, Metazoa, Chordata, Mammalia, Carnivora, Felidae. Gene Ontology annotation, cellular component: nucleus; cytoplasm. Bases 149 to 1405 code for a protein of 418 amino acids. The transcript is spliced from 14 exons. Gene Ontology annotation, biological process: signal transduction; peptidyl-serine phosphorylation. Gene Ontology annotation, molecular function: ATP binding; protein serine/threonine kinase activity. The record is from RefSeq and is a predicted model, not a curated record.